This is a messenger RNA of Lottia gigantea (owl limpet), 938 nucleotides long. RefSeq lists its product as hypothetical. Lineage: Eukaryota; Metazoa; Mollusca; Gastropoda; Lottiidae. The record is from RefSeq and is a predicted model, not a curated record. The coding region runs from base 88 to 339 and encodes 83 amino acids. The transcript is spliced from 3 exons.
GUAAUAUUCAAGAUUGAAACUUUAGUUUUAAGAACUUGGUAGAGCGGUUUUUCCUGUAACAAGUAAUUUUUCGGACAUAUUUUAAAAAUGGCUCGACAAAAUGUUUUAUUCUUAGCUAUUUUAUUAACGUUCAUAUCUCUUACUCAAGCCCAUUGGUACGGUAAACGAGCUGAUAAAGCAGAUUAUAUUGGAACAUUUCUGCGACAGAGAUUAGAAGCAAUGCCAUCCACAAGAUUAGAUUCAGAUGAUUACCUAGCUGCUAUAGGAGAUAUUUUAAGAAUGUGGCAAACACAAAAAGCACAAGCGUCUUUAGAAGGUUCAUUGAAAUCUCGGAAAUAAAUCUGUCAUCUUAAAGAUUAUUUGGAAUUGUCCCAACUGUAUAUAAUUCUACCAUUCAUUUACAUUUUUCUCAACGCUUCUUAGUGUCAUAGAAACCAAAACAGGAAAAUCCAAAACCAUGUUAAUUUUUUGUGCUGAUGAAGUCCUCAGAACUUGUUGCUUAUUAUGACGAUACAUACAUAGAACACCACAAUGUCUGCGUUAUAUUUUAGUUAUAGUUCCGAAAGACAUUACUAAUGUAUAUAUCAUAAGAAAGUGUACUGUCAUUUAAAACCUACAUAUAAAUAACAAAUCCUAAAUAACAUUACUUUGGUUAUAAAAAGUCAAAAAUGGCAAUUCAACCUAGAAAUGUUAUCCAUUGCGUUUGAAAAGUAAGUAAUCUGUUUUAAAAUUGAAAAUAUUAGUUUUAGAAUGUUAUGCACAGAUACAUAACAGUUCCUUCCCAUUCAAAAUUUAAAUCUAAUGUAGCUUUGCUGCAUUUAAAUAACGUUUGUAACUCUUAGUAUAUGAUAAUUCUUCUGGAUGUUCAUCUACAUUGUAAUAAAGGUUAAACCGAAGAAGCUUUUCUCUGUUAUUGAAUUAAAUAAAUCUAAAUAUUU